This is a messenger RNA of Liolophura sinensis, 2772 nucleotides long. RefSeq names its product putative N-acetylated-alpha-linked acidic dipeptidase. The record is from RefSeq and is a predicted model, not a curated record. NCBI's taxonomy places the organism in Eukaryota, Metazoa, Mollusca, Polyplacophora, Chitonida, Chitonidae. Gene Ontology annotation, molecular function: carboxypeptidase activity.
AUGCAGACGACACGACCGUGUAUUGUCAGCUGUUGUGUGGUAGCUGCCAUCGGUUUUGUAACGGGCGCGCUAAUUGGUCACUUUGCGACUUCGACACGCAAUGACUCCACAAAGACACCCAAGGAACAGAAAGGCAGGGAUGGUAUCGAUCCAUCAGUAAAGGCUGACAUACUGAAUGAGAUUAACGCAGAAAGCAUUAAGGAAAACCUAAGGUUUUUGACUAGAAGCGCUCAUCUGGCGGGAACCCCAGCCGACCUGGAGAUUGCGCAAUAUGUCAGAGAACUCUGGAAGCUGUACGGACUGGACGUGGAGAUCGUCCCUUACGAAGUGCUUCUAUCUUACCCACGGGACGAUCACAUCAACACGGUCAGCCUUGUCGAGUCGAACGGCACGACCACAUACACAACCUCUGCCGGGGAUGUGGCCAUCAGACUGGUUGCGGACCAGGCAGACGGAGUACAGCCCUUCAAUGGCUUCUCUGGCAGUGGAAACGCCACGGGUAAUGCUACAUCCCAUUUAUAUUUUUUGGCGUCUAUCUGUGUGUCUGUGUGUCUCUCUGGAGAACUUGUCUACGCUAACUAUGGACAAGAGUCAGACUUUGCUAAAUUGAAGUCACAAGGGAUUAACUGCACAGGAAGGAUUGUUAUUGCCAGAUACGGAAAGAUCUUCAGAGGAAAUAAAGCCCUUUCAGCCCAGAAAGCUGGGGCGAUAGGUCUAAUACUGUACUCUGAUCCCGCCGAUUAUAAUCCUCUAGCCAACAACACGAGCGUGUUCCCCAACAGCUGGUGGAUGCCCGGAAGUGGGGUGCAGAGGGGUGGGCUAGCAAUCAACAAGGGUGACCAAUACACGCCCGGAUAUCCGUCUACAUGGUAUGCAUACCGCUUACGGGACGUAGAGUUAAACGAAAGACUACACAGAUCCCAGUUCAUCAGUCAGCUACAACGAUGCUCUGCCUUUGCUCAGAUCAAUGGCUGGACCGGUAGCACCCCCUUCAUUUCGCGGAGGCUUGCCAGUUACAUACAGAUUAGGUCCACAGCUCACCAAUAUCAGGAUAAAACCCUGACUGAGAUAAAGGCUGCUCAGGUUUUACUCUCUCUGCUGAUCGUGAAGAUGGAUAUCCAGAAUUACCGUACAAACAGAACAGUGUACAACGUGAUUGGCAAAAUAAAUGGCGCAGUAGAAAAAGACCGGUACGUUUUAAUUGGAAACCAUCUAGAUGCAUGGAUACAAGGAGCGGUUGACCCCUCUAGUGGAACCGCAACAUUACUGGAAAUAGCUAGAGUGUUCGGACGGCAACUCGAGAAAGGUUGGGUACCCCGUCGUACUUUGGUGUUCUGUAGCUGGGCGGCUGAAGAAUACGGAAUGGUCGGUUCCACAGAAUGGGUGGAGGAACAUCUGAGAAUAUUAGACAAGCGAGCCGUGGCCUAUUUAAAUGUGGACAUUGCAGUACAAGGAAAUACAUCUUUUUCCGGGAAAGCCGUUCCUCUGUUGCGCUCAUUGAUGCUGGAGGCAACCAAACAGGUGACAGACCCGAGAAACCCCCGCCAGACUGUGUACGAUGCCUGGGUGGGGAACAUACCUGACGAAUUCACUGUCUCAGCUUAUUUACGUUUCUGUUCACCUUUUUGUCUUGUUUUGUUUUUCAGAGUAACUAUUCCGGGAUCUGGAAGUGACUUUCAUGGGUUUAUUCUACUAGCUGGAGUUCCGGUGGCAGAUAGCAGAUAUACCUGGGAUCAUCGACGUUGGAGACUCCCCAGCUACCCUCUGUACCACACGGCUUACGACCUCUUCGAUCAGAUGCUGCUGAUCGACCCAUACUUCCGGUCCCACCAGGCAGUGGCCCGCGUCAAUGCAUACAUGUUGCUGAAGCUUCUAGAUGCCCGGAUACUGCCGCUGGACGUACAGCAGUAUGCCCUUGCCGUGACGAAGAAUGUGGACAAGCUACAGGACAGAAUCUCCUCGCAGCUGCAACAGGGGAACAUAAAUAUUGAUUCUGUGAUGUCGGCUGCAAUGAAUUUUUCUCGAGCUACAACCAAAUUCCAAAAACGCCUUGCAAAGUUGGACCUUUCCAACGAUCUUCAGGCUCGGAUAAUCAACGAUCAAUUGAUGGGGGUGGAGAGGGUGUUUAUAGAACCACACGGUCUUCCAGGCAGACCGGAAAUCAGGCAUGUCGUUUUUGCACCGUCGCUGACCAAUAACUACGCGGGCGUUUCCUUCUCGGGAAUUACCGACCUUCUACACAAAAUCUCGAGCACCGACGUGAAGAGGUGGGAAGAAGUCAAGAAACAGAUUUCUGUGAUAACGUACGCCAUUCAAAGUGCUGCAAAUCUCCUGGCUCCAGUAUUAUGAUUAAUAAGUUGGAUUUCAAUAAACUUUGAUCAGUUUUUGUGGCUGAUCAAAUGUUAUAAAUUAAGUAUCUAGUUAAGAGAUCCAAUAAAGAUGUAAGUCAAUAAAACUAGAGAAAUAACGGAAUAAGAUAAUUGAAAUACGUAACAAAAGAAAUAUGUGUGUAGGCUUAUAUGCAUGAUUAAUUCGCAGAGUUUUCAAAAGUAGGCGGCUGAAUUGAAAGUAAUUAUGUCACUAUUACUAUUGAUUUAAAUAGUAAGAAUAUUCAAAGUAGGCGACUACUGGGACGGCAGUAGACAGUUGUCUGCAGCCUGCUACUGGGACGGCAGUAGACAGUUGUCUGCAGCCUGCUACAGGGACGGCAGUAGACAGCUGUCUGCAGCCUGCUACAGGGACGGCAGUAGACAGCUGUCUGCAGCCUGCUAC